Molecule: messenger RNA, 2250 nt
Organism: Blastocystis hominis
Lineage: Eukaryota; Bigyra; Opalinata; Blastocystidae
Exons: 10
Coding region: 1-2052 (683 amino acids)
Biological process (GO): proteasome-mediated ubiquitin-dependent protein catabolic process
Cellular component (GO): proteasome regulatory particle, base subcomplex; proteasome storage granule; nucleus
Source: RefSeq, a predicted model, not a curated record
AUGGAAGUAGAAGAAUCAAAACCUGUGAAUAUGUUUCCCGAAGAAAAUCAGUUGUCCGAAGACAUCGAGAUUGAUAUGGACGAGAUUAUGAAGGAAGUAACUGACGACUUGCAACACAACAUCCCAAUUCAAGCAGUCGAUCUGCUGUUGGAGGUCGGCUCCAUCGAGAGGUUGAUCGAUAUGAAAGAAGUCGAUGGUUCAAAUGUGUGGAAGAUAUGCCAGUAUCUGCUUCGUAUCGUUCAUUUCCACUACGAACCGGAGGAACGCAGAAAAAUAUUUGAGACCGUGUACCGUCUGUUCGCUCGCUUCAAUCUGUGGGUGGACCGCAUGGUAUGUGCGAUCGCCAUGAACAACACACAAUACAUCAUCGACACAUAUAACGCCUGCCACGAAGACUUGGCCAAAAAGCAGCUCAGCGAGCUGCUCGCACGUCAACGCCUCUCCCACCUUAUCAAAGACCCUGCUCCCGACAUCUACACAUCGAUCCUCUACUCCACGUUCUUCUCGGACUGGUUCACAGCCGCCGCCAAGGAGAUGGACAUCGCCACGCCGCGUCUCCCCAGCACCAUUCUCUCCCUCCCCGACCCCAAGAAGCUCUCCACCGAGCGCGUCCAGGCCGCCCAGUCCAUCGUCAACGGGCUCCUCAACGCUGGCCAUUGUUCGGAGUGUUUCUUCCACGACGCGGCUGGCCGCUGGACGGACGGCUUCCAGAAGAACCAGGGCGCGGGACUGCUCCUCGCCAGCGCUGCGCAGGCGCUGGUCUAUCUUGGGUCGCCGUUCCAGGGGCUGAACAUGCUGAUCGAUCUGCUGCAGCACUCCAAAACGGAGGUGCGGCAGGGCGCCGCGCUGGGCGUCGGGCUGCUGGCCGCGCCCGGACUCGACCCGCGCGACGAUCUCCCGCUGAACGUGCUGCUGCCGGCGCUGGAGGGCGCGGAAGAGAAGGGCGUGACGAUGGCGGCGGAGCUGGCGCUGGCGCUGAGCUACGCGGGAAUGGGCGAAGCCAGACCCGAUCUGCUGCCCAUCUUCGAAAAGGGAAUUCGAGAAGGCGGAUUGGAGGUGAUGGGCGUGUCCGCGUUGGCCGCGGGACUGGUCUUCCUGGGGAGUGGAAACGUGGAACUGCUGGAGGCGAUGAAGAAACGCGUGAGCGACGUGAAAGAAGCCGACGAGAACCAGCUGCCCAACCUUCUCCUCGGCUUCGGCCUCUCCCUGCUCUUCACGCACAAGAAAGUGAUGCUGGAGGAGAUCUCCGCGCUGUCGGACGUCCUCAGCUCGCUGCCCCCGCGGUACCGCUUAUAUCUGCAGGCCUGCGUGCUGGCGUGCAGCUUCCUCGCCUCGCAGGACCUCCUCGUCAUCCACCAGCUCCUCUCCAUGCUCCAGGAAGAGGAGGACCGCAUCCAGCAGCAGCCCAAGGAGAAGACCGACGCCGCUUCCCCGCAGGAGGCCAAGACGCCCGAGGAGUCCUCCCCGCGGGACAUGUUCAACCUCAUGGGGCUCUUCGGGGGCAAUUUCAUGUUCCCCACGCCGUCGCCGAAGCCGCUGGACGACGCGGCGACGACGCACGAGGACGACGAGUUCGCGGUGAAGAUGCUGGUGCUCGCGAUCGCGCUGGUUGCCGCGGGGGAGCCGGUGAACGUGGCGAUGGUGAGUCGCUCGCUGGAGCUGCUGCUGGUGCACGGGUCGCACAGCGCGAUGGAGAUGGUGCUGCUGGCGUUCUCGCUGCUGCAUCCGUCGGAAGGCAGCAUCGCGAUCGUCGACCAGAUGAUGCGUAAAACCGCGGGAGGCGGUCUGACGAACCAGUCGAACACGUGGUCGUAUCGCAGCUGCGUGAACGCGGUGCUGGCGCUGGGUCUGACGGCGUCGGGGACGUGCAACAGCAAGAUCAACACGCACUUGAAGCAGGUCGUGGAGGCCGAGCAGCUCUACUCCUCCUACCUCUCCAGCGAGUACGCGUUGGACAAGGCCUUCUACAUCCACUUCGCGCAGGGGCUCGUGAAUCUCGGCAAGGUGGCGCGUGAUCGGGUUUUUGUCAUGCCUAGGGAUUGCUCACGCUGAGUCCCAGCGCCAUGGACGGACAGCUUUUCAACCCCGUGUCGCUUCUGUUCCUCGCUACCUCCAUGCUCCCGCGGUUAUGCAACGAGUCGCGGCCCACGCAGCCCAUCGUGGCCAUGCUGAUGCUGAUGGCGCUCGGUGCCGCGCGGCCGCGCAUGCUGAUGCUCCUGGACAACCGCCACGAGAUGGUGCCGUUGAAGG